Molecule: messenger RNA, 817 nt
Organism: Hydractinia symbiolongicarpus
Lineage: Eukaryota; Metazoa; Cnidaria; Hydrozoa; Anthoathecata; Hydractiniidae
Product: alanine and glycine-rich protein-like
Exons: 5
Coding region: 1-816 (271 amino acids)
Source: RefSeq, a predicted model, not a curated record
AUGAGGAGGCAGAACAUAAAUUGGAAACAGAUCUUAGGCGUGCCCUGGUUUGAUCCCUCCGUUGAAAGUCUUGCUCUAUUGCCUAACAAAAGACAUGUCAUUAAAUAUAUAGCAUGUUUUAAUGACUUCAAGACAUAUAACAAGAAAUAUUUUAGUGUCUCUAGUAACCAUUUGUGGAUACUUCUUUUUUCCUAUCCGUGUUCCAAGAAGCGUUUUUACCUUCGGGAGCAUGUAAUUGACAUUCAAUUGUUAAAAAUAAAUGUACCUCAACACGAGUCUCCAAUGCACGAAUCCGAUCCUCCCUUGCAUCCAGUCAGAAGCAUUAACAAAGAGAAUACGUUAAACUUACUUCAAGCCAAGGCUGAAAGUCUUCCGAACUGCUCAGCUGCUGCGGGUGCAACAGGAGCUGCAGGUGGUGCAGCUAAUGGUGGUGGUGGUGGUGGCGGUAGCGGUGGUCCAGUUACACUUGGUGGUGCUGGCGCCAGUGGUGGUGAUGGCUCCCUAGGUGGUGCUGGUUCCGGUGGUGGUGGUGGUGCUAGCUCUGGUGGUGGUGCUGGUUCUGGUGGUGGUGGUGGUACUGGUGGUGGUGCUGGUACUGGUGGUGGUUGUGGUGGCUCUGGUGCAGCUGGAUGUGGGGGUGGUGAUGGUGGUGGUGAUGGUGGUGGUGAUGGUGGUGGUGAUGGUGGUGGUGAUGGUGGUGGUGAUGGUGGUGGUGAUGGUGGUGGUGAUGGUGGUGGUGCUGGUGCAGCUGGUGGCUGCGGUAGUGGUGGUGGUGGAUCUCGGUUUACUCUCCUCCUCCGUCGCUCUCUCACAUAAA